Molecule: messenger RNA, 1610 nt
Organism: Paramecium octaurelia
Lineage: Eukaryota; Ciliophora; Oligohymenophorea; Peniculida; Parameciidae
Source: the annotation of a GenBank genome assembly
AUGAAUUUACAAGUCUAAAGUGAUAUAGAUUUGAAACUAUCUGCCUUAGAAAAAUUGGGAGACAAUCCAAAUGAAGUUGAUAUUAAAUAUGUAAGCUAUACACUCAAAAUCACAUAAUAAACAAUACAUCAGUGGUUGGAAGAGAAAAGAGUUGAAGAAGAUUUUCAAAUUGAUAUAUCACCAGUCGAAGACACAGAAUGUUAAUUUAUUGGAUGUAAUGUGGAAAACAAAGAGUUUUUGAAUAAAUAAAAUUAGGUUAAGUAAGAGGAUGCUCAAUAGAAAUAAAUGCAGAUUUCAUUUAAAUCACCAUCAAAUGAGAUAAAAGAAAACGAAGUCUCAAAAAUUAAGGUAUAAAUUAAUAAAAUUGAUUAAACCAAAUCAAAUGCUGAUAAAACAGCAGAAAAGGCUUAAACAAAACAUAUCAAUUUAGUUAUUAGACAAUCUUAAUAACAAUCAUUUGAAGAUUGUAAGACUCAAGAAAAAAGUCAUUAAGAAAAUUAGAAUGCUGAUCAAUUUCAUUCAACCAAAAAAUUAUUAUCAAUACAUGAACAAUAGGAAAUAUCAAACAAAUAGAAUGUCAAAGGAAGUUUAUCUAAAAAUAUCGAUCACAGAGCUCAAUAAAAUCAAGAUUAAUUAAAUUCAUAAAAAAUAUAAAAAUAAUAGCUUAAGUAUCAGGAAAAUUUAAUACGUCUGGAGAAGGAAAAAGAUUAAUAGGGAACGAAUUAAAUUAAAUUAAUAGAUUAGGCAAAAUAAUCAAGAAAUGAACAACAAAACAAAUCCUUAAUUGUACUUGAUAAAGAGGCCAUUAAGUAAAAUUAAAUAAUUGAAAAUUCAAAAAUAAAAUCAAAAUAAAGUUUCAAAAAAUUAGAGAUAAGUAGUAAACAAUAGACGUUAUCAGAUCUAACUCAUUUAAGAAGAAAAAAAGUAGAGAAUCCAGUAUAAUAAUAAUUGUUUGCAAUCGGAUAAAAUAAGAUGUUAGAACAUAAUGUCAUUUAAUAAACUCAGUAGAAACAAAAUAAAAUAUAAGUAAAUCUUACAAAUUAAAAUUAAAUUUCAUAAAAAAUUCAACAAUUUUAAUAAACCUAGGAUCACAAUUCUCAUUACAUAAAUUAAUAAUAACCAGGAUUAAAUUUAACAGAAGAAUCUAUAAUUAAUUCAAAUGUAUAAUCUCAUGAAUAGUAAAAUAAAUAAUAGCAAUAGGUUGAAAUACAGACUUCUAAUUCUAUGCAUUAGAAUAUGACAUAAACACCUGAAAAGUUGGAUCAUAAUUUAUCAAUAGAACCACUAAAAUUACAGUAGUAACACCAAAACCAUUUAGUUUGUACUUCUCAAUUGAAGGAUCACAAUAAUCCUAUAAAUUAAGCUUCAUUACAAUAAUAGUACAGAGGACUUUAACCGUAAAUUGAUUCUGAAGGCAAUCCCCUAUAAAUAUAAUCGAGUCAGAUCACACAUGAGUGUAUUUAAUAACAAUACAUGGAUAGGAUGUUAUAACUACCCAAUCAAGUAGAGAUGAUUUAGAUGUUCAAUUACAAUUAGCAAGUAUUAGGAUAGGUAAUUAAACUGAUUACGACAGUUAGUAAUUAGUAGUUCGCAUUGAUGCAGAAGCUUGA